CAUCCUACAGUAGCAGUAGCUUAUUUCCUCCUCCCAAAACCCUAAAACCUAAAAAAUCAGCAUCAUCACUUCACAACUCCAAUCAUGGCCAAAAUCAGCAGCAUCCACGAGCAAUCACACAAGCCUCACCGCCUACGGCAAGCCGGCCCAUCAAAGCAAACAAAGAAGAAGAAACAACAAGGAGGCGGAGAAGAAGAAAAGAAGCGAAACCCUAAGGCGUUUGGGUUUAAUUCAUCGGUGAAAGCGAAGAAAUUGCAGUCAAGAACUGUAGAGAAAGAGCAGAGGAAGCUUCAUGUGCCUACUAUUGAGAGGAAUUAUGGUGAACCUCCUCCUUUUGUUGUUGUUGUGCACGGUCCACCUCAGGUUGGGAAGUCUCUGUUGAUUAAAUGUCUUGUGAAGCAUUAUACAAAACAUAAUAUCCAAGAGGUUCGAGGACCCAUUACUAUUGUAUCAGGUAAGAAAAGGCGGGUUCAGUUUGUGGAGUGCCCAAAUGACAUCAAUGGCAUGAUUGAUGCUGCAAAGUUCGCUGAUCUGGCUUUGCUUCUGAUAGAUGGAAGUUAUGGUUUUGAAAUGGAGACUUUUGAAUUUCUUAAUAUUUUGCAAGUUCAUGGAUUUCCAAAGAUUAUGGGAGUCCUUACUCAUCUUGAUCAGUUCAAGGAUGUGAAGAAACUUAAAAAAACAAAACAGCGACUCAAGCACCGUUUCUGGACUGAAAUAUAUGAUGGGGCAAAGUUGUUCUAUUUGUCUGGUCUUAUUCAUGGCAAGUAUGUUAAACGAGAGAUUCACAACCUUGCAAGAUUUAUUUCUGUUAUGAAGUUCCAUCCAUUGUCUUGGCGAACUUCUCAUCCCUAUGUUUUGGCGGAUCGUUUUGAAGAUGUUACUCCUCCUGAAAGAGUGCGUGUGGACAAUAAAUGUGAUAGAAAUAUCACACUUUAUGGUUAUCUACGUGGUUGUAAUUUGAAGAGAGGCACCAAGGUGCAUAUUGCUGGUGUUGGAGAUUACAAUUUGGCUGGUGUUACAGCCUUGGCUGAUCCUUGUCCUCUACCAUCAGCUGCCAAAAAGAAAGGAUUGCGUGACAAGGAGAAAUUAUUUUAUGCACCCAUGUCUGGCCUCGGGGAUCUGGUAUAUGACAAGGAUGCUGUCUACAUAAACAUAAAUGACCACUUUGUCCAGUAUUCAAAUGUCGAUAAUAAAAAUGACAGAAUGACACACAAAGGGAAGGACCAAGAUGUAGGCGAGUCUUUGGUGAAGUCACUGCAGAAUACAAAAUAUUCUAUUGAUGAGAAGUUAGAAAAGAGCUUCAUUAGCCUUUUCAGUCGGAAUAAUAUCUCAUCUGAAGCUAAGAAUGAUGCAAAAGAUAAUCACAGAUCUGUCGAUCGUUCAUACAAUCUAGAACCUAAUGAGUUAGGUGAGGAAAGUGAUGCUGAGGAUCUUGAUGGUUCUGAGUCUACAGACGAAGAUGAAGCUGCUCAAAAAGAUGCUGUGGUAAAUGGAGAAAGUGAUGGCUCUGAUGAAGAGUAUGGUGCUGCAGCCAAGCAGAAAGCUGAUCCUCAAGAUCGCAUGAAAGAACAAGUUGAGUUUCAUGGUGGAAGGCUAAGGAGAAAAGCAAUCUUUGGAAACAACAUAGAUGAUAAGGAUCUCAAGGAUUCUGAUGAAGGGAGUGAAAGUGAUGACGAUGUAGGUGAUCAAUCAUUGUCUGAUUCAGAGUUUUCAGAGGAAGACAGAGACGAAGAGGACAUGGGAAAUAUAUCAAAGUGGAAAGAGUCACUGGUGGAUAGGACUAUUUCAAAACAGAAUAACAAUCUCAUGCAACGUGUGUAUGGGAAAUCAGCAUCCACUCCCAUUAAUGAAAAGCAGGAUGGCAGUGAGGAUGAGGAAAGUGACGAUGAAUUUUUUAAGCUAAAAGGAGAAGGAAAUAAGAAAUUGAGAGAAGGAUUUGAUGUUGAAAAUGUUGAUGCUGAUGAAUGCUCGAAAUUUACAAACUAUUCAGAUCUAAAAAACUGGAAAGAUGAAGAGAUAUAUGAAAGUAUUCGUGAUCGUUUUGUCACUGGUGAUUGGUCAAAAGCUGCCCAAAGGAAUAAGCUCCCCACAGCUAAUGAUGAGGAUGAUGAGGAUUCUGUUUAUGGAGAUUUUGAGGAUUUGGAAACUGGUGAAAAGCAUGGGAACCAUCAGAAAGAAGAAUCUGGCAAUGUUUCAAUGCAGAAGGAAGAUGAAUUAGAAGAGCAGCGGAAGCUGAAAAAGCUUGCUCUCCGUGCAAGAUUUGAUGCUCAGUUUAAUGGGAACGAAUCACCAGAUGAAGAAGUUGAUGAGAAACAUGGAGCCAAGUUUCACCGAGGUCAAGCCAAUGAAAGUGGCUAUAUUGAUAAGUUGAAGGAGGAGAUUGAGAUCCGCAAACAAAGGAAUAUAGCUGAACUCAAUGAUCUUGAUGAGGAAACUCGUUUAGAAAUAGAGGGUUUCCAAACAGGGACUUACCUAAGAUUGGAGCUUCAUGAUGUUCCUUACGAGAUGGUUGAGCAUUUUGACCCCUGCGAUCCUAUUCUGGUUGGAGGAAUUGGACUUGGUGAGGAACAUGUUGGAUAUAUGCAGGCCAGGUUAAAACGACAUAGGUGGCAUCGGAAGGUCCUGAAGACUAAAGACCCUGUAAUUUUUUCUAUUGGUUGGAGGCGUUACCAAACUACCCCAGUUUAUGCCAUCGAAGAUCGCAAUGGAAGGCAUCGCAUGCUCAAGUACACUCCAGAGCACAUGCAUUGUCUAGCCACAUUCUGGGGCCCACUUGCACCUCCCAACACUGGAGUGGUUGCUGUUCAGAAUUUAGCAAACAAUCAGGCAUCAUUCCGAAUCACAGCAACUGCAGUUGUGCUUGAGUUCAACCAUGCAGCAAAGAUGGUGAAGAAAGUCAAGCUGGUUGGUCAUCCAUGUAAAAUUUUCAAGAAGACUGCACUUAUUAUGAAUAUGUUUACUUCAGAUCUUGAAGUAGCUAGGUUUGAAGGUGCUGCUGUUCGAACUGUCAGUGGGAUCCGAGGGCAGGUGAAAAAGGCUGCAAAAGAUGAGAUUGGUAACCAACCCACAAAGAAGGGAGGGGCACCAAGAGAAGGGAUUGCCCGGUGCACCUUUGAGGACAGAAUUUUGAUGAGUGACAUUGUUUUCCUGCGGGCAUGGACUCAAGUUGAAGCUCCUUGCUUUUAUAACCCGCUGACUACUGCCUUGCAACCUCGUAAUAAGACCUGGCAAGGGAUGAAAACUGUGGCUGAAUUGAGGAGGGAACACAAUCUUCCCAUUCCUGUCAAUAAGGAUUCACUCUACAAGCCAAUUGAAAGGACGCCAAAGAAGUUCAACCCAUUGGUAAUUCCCAAGUCAUUACAAGCAACUCUUCCAUUCGAAUCCAAACCCAAGGACAUACCCAAGGGACGGGCCACACUUGAAAGGAGAAGAGCUGUCGUUAUGGAGCCCAAUGAACGUAAAGUUCAUGCUCUUGUUCAACAACUUCGAUUGAUUACAAAUGAUAAGAUGAGGAAGCGAAAGCUUAAGAAAGACCAGGAAAGAAACAAACUUGAAGCAGAGAAAGCCAAGGAUGAGGAACUGUCUAGAAAGCGCAAGAGGGAAGAAAGAAGGGAAAGGUACCGGGUGCAAGAAAAAUUGAAGAAGAAAGCUAGGAGAAAUUCAGAUGCUUGAGGUUCUUGAACAACGUUGUUUCGAUUUCCAUGGUCUUUCUAUCCCCUGGGCACUGAAAAUCAGGUGCACAGAUUAGAUCUCAGAGUGAGCAACUGAGUUCACUGCUGCAAGCUCUCAAUGUACCUUAUCUAGUGAUUGCUCAAGCCCCAUCAACCUGAAUCAGUUUUUUCUGACCUAUAAACUACUUCCAACAUUUGUAGCAAAAGGCACCAGCAGCUUUGUCCUGGCCAAUGCUGCAACAAGUUGCUGUUAUGUGCGUUUUGAGUGUUGUAUUGAUGGUAUUUGAUAUUUAUGUGGGAUUUGAAUACAUGAGGAAGGUUGAAACAA
This is a messenger RNA of Populus nigra (black poplar), 3999 nucleotides long. RefSeq lists its product as uncharacterized. Gene Ontology annotation, molecular function: GTP binding; U3 snoRNA binding; GTPase activity. The transcript has 18 exons. Gene Ontology annotation, cellular component: 90S preribosome; nucleus. NCBI's taxonomy places the organism in Eukaryota, Viridiplantae, Streptophyta, Magnoliopsida, Malpighiales, Salicaceae. Gene Ontology annotation, biological process: maturation of SSU-rRNA from tricistronic rRNA transcript (SSU-rRNA, 5.8S rRNA, LSU-rRNA); ribosome biogenesis; endonucleolytic cleavage of tricistronic rRNA transcript (SSU-rRNA, 5.8S rRNA, LSU-rRNA). Bases 85 to 3672 code for a protein of 1195 amino acids. The record is from RefSeq and is a predicted model, not a curated record.